AUGGUCCAAACCCACCACCCCGAACACAUCAAGCGCCUCUACAGUGUCCUGAACAAACUCAAGCAGUUCAGCGAAACCAUCACCAGCACCGAACGCGAAGACCAGCUCGCGGACAAGUAUCCCGACAAGUACGACAGCAGCGACGAGGCGCACCUCAACCGCCUUAAGAUCUGCAGCGAAGCGGUCAAGGAAAUGAACGAGAAGAUGGAGGUUGCGCUGGAGCUCAUAAAGCGCCUCGAGGCCCGGACUUUGAUCACCAAGGUUUGGGGGAUUGGGGUUGUGCUGAUGCCAGGAUGA
This is a messenger RNA of Cutaneotrichosporon cavernicola, 297 nucleotides long. RefSeq lists its product as uncharacterized. Bases 1 to 297 code for a protein of 98 amino acids. The record is from RefSeq and is a predicted model, not a curated record. The transcript has 3 exons. Lineage: Eukaryota; Fungi; Basidiomycota; Tremellomycetes; Trichosporonales; Trichosporonaceae.